GUUGAACUUUGUUUUUUUUUCUCUUCUUAACCUCAAAAAAAGAAAACGCAAAAUCAGAGAGCGAAAAUUAGAAUUGUCAUCGACCCAAUAUUAGUCUUUUCGUAUUUCACGAACCACUGCGAAAAUUUGAAGCCGCGCAAUUUUAGUAUAUAGCGAGAGUACGGUAGAAAAUGUUAGAGAUAACAUGUAACGACCGUCUCGGUAAGAAGGUUAGAGUCAAAUGCAACCCGGACGACACCAUAGGAGAUCUGAAAAAAUUGAUAGCCGCCCAGACGGGGACGCACUGGGAGAAGAUUGUAUUGAAAAAGUGGUACACCAUUUUCAAAGAUCACAUAAAGCUGCAAGAUUAUGAAAUACACGAUGGCAUGAAUUUAGAACUCUACUAUCAAUAAUUCUAAUAAAUAUACAGAAUAUAGUUCAAAAGUGUGGCAAAACAAAUUGUAGAUUACAUAAAAAAUUGUAAGACUCAGACAGAGAUUUAUUCUGCCUAAUAUAAAUUCUUUGUAUCUUAUUACAUGUAGUUUGUUCUUGCAGGUUUGCUACGCAUUUUGAUCGUAUCCUGUGUAUCCUUUAUACUAUACACAUAUCUAUGUAUAUUUGUAUAUAAGCAUUUACUCUCACAAAAUAAUUAAUUAUAACAAGUUUUAAUUCAAAUAUCACUGCAAAAUGCAAACACUUCUAAUAAGUAUUGUUAAAACAAUGAUGAAAAUUCCUAAUAACAUUAAUCUCGAGAGAUUUCUUCUUAUGAUCUACAUUUACAUAAUUAAGAGAUUACAUAUACAAAAAAAGAAAAAGAUCUGUAUCAAAAAGAAGCACAACAUGAUUGGAUCAGCAGAUCUCUGUGAAACUCAUUAAAAUUUCAAAAGUUAAUGUGGCCUCUUGAACAAUUCCUCUAUCCUGUUUAUUGGACUUUCAGGCUCCGACAUUUCCCUACCACGGUUGCUUAAGAAGUCUCUUAUGUGCUGCACUAUCAGAUCUAUCGCCACUGCAACAAAUCAUGAAACGUCAGUGUGUGAAUAGUGAUGCGCGCAUGAUGUAUAUUGGGGAUAAUAAACUUCUCUUUAUUGACAAUAUAUAUUGUAGGACAUCUUGGAACAAUAUAACAUAA
Formica exsecta is the source of this 1108-nucleotide messenger RNA. It is a transcript of the gene ubl, whose product is annotated as ubiquitin-like protein 5. Gene Ontology annotation, biological process: protein modification process; mRNA splicing, via spliceosome. Bases 171 to 392 code for a protein of 73 amino acids. Gene Ontology annotation, molecular function: protein tag activity; protein binding. The record is from RefSeq and is a predicted model, not a curated record. NCBI's taxonomy places the organism in Eukaryota, Metazoa, Arthropoda, Insecta, Hymenoptera, Formicidae. The transcript is spliced from 4 exons. Gene Ontology annotation, cellular component: nucleus; cytoplasm.